UUUACCUUAAUUUUUGUGAGUGUAAAAGUAAAAUUUUGAAAGAGAAUAUGUAAAUUUUCUUCUCAUUCAUUCGAAACUAAAGCUGUUGCUGGGACAAUACUGAAUGUCAACAAUAUGGCGGAAAAAUAAAGGCAGACAGGUGCUCGAAAGAAAGAUGGCUCUCAUCAAACGAGAUCAAACUCUUCAAGAAUGGGGGAUUAAUAAAAGACAGAGGCUCAGACUUCCAAAAAUUGAUGACACUCCACAACCUACAAUCGACUAUGAAAAACUUCGAAUGCUUUGCAGCAUUGAAGGCCUUAAAGGAAGGGAACAGGCAGAGUCAACUGAAGAAGCUCAUGAAGAGUUCAUGAGGAAUUAUCAUCAAAUAUUUGCAAAACCACCCAAAAAAUCUGGUUACCCUAACCACUCAGAGAAAAGAAGUGAACAUAAGUCCUCAGCUGCCAGUUUUACCAACAGAGCAACAGGGAAAUCCUCGGAGGCUGUGAAGCCUAAAGGGAAGGACUACCCAGUGGAUGGAAUCACCCAUGACAUACGGGAUUACAUGCCUCUGCUCCACAAACAGAGGAAGAGUGAGGACCCAGAACACGUUAGACUUGACAAUCUCAGGACACUAAGGAAGCUGUUCAGAAAAUUACCAUUUGAAAGAUCACUGCCAGAAAUAGAGAAAAUAUUUUCCAUUCUACAAACAUUUAAAUUCUUCAAGGACAAGAUUCCUUCCAAAGUUCUCAGAGAGCUCUGUGUUGUUGGUGUUCUAGAACAAUGGAAAGAACCAGGAUUUACAGUGUUUGGUAAAGCUGGGUUACAUAUGGUGUUGAGAGGAGCAGUGAAACCAAUUACGGACCCUUACUUAAACGAGAAUAAUGAAAUUCCUGAUUCACGUAGCUCCACUCCAUUAGUACCAGAGGAAACACAAGCAGAGUUAGUGGCUGGUGACUGUUUUGGUACUUUAGUAAAAGUAAAAAGAGAACAAGGAUCCAAAAUAUUUAGUGUAGUUACUACACAACCAAAUUGUGAAUUCCUGAAAAUAUCAUCUACAGACUACAUGAGGGUUAUAGAGCAAAUCAAACAAAGAGAGCACACAGAAAAGGUGAACUUACUAUUAUCAUGUGGUCAGUACCAACUUUGGCCAAAACAGCCGGUACUGAAGGUAGCUGAGCUUAUAGAAUGGAUGAGUGCCCCUCCCAAUUCUUUGCUAGUCAGUGAGAAAUAUAAGGCUCCAUACAUAGGCUUCAUCAAAAAGGGAGUCUGUCAUGUCCUAAAGCAAGUGGAAGUCAUGCACACCCAGCCAAAUGGAAAACGGGAGAAGAAAACAAAGCAGGUUGUGGUAGGAAUCCUGAAGGAGUCGCAGUCCUUUGCGGAGUUGAGUGUCCUCUUAGACGAAUCAAUAGACUGUACGAUCCUCACAGAUAAAAAUGUAGAAUUAGGCAUUAUACGAAAGGAGAGAAUUAAAGAAUUGGAUGACGACACCAAAAAAUUAUUUCAACAGACUGCAGAGCCAACCUUUGGUAACCUUAAGAAGAGUGACAUUCAGGAGGAAUACAUGAACCAGAAGCUGAAGAGUGAAUGGUCUCAGUUUAAACGAAGUGUAGUGAUGGACGUCAUCAACUCCAAAGGAAUCAGACCAGGGUACGGAAAGUGGUCCAUGUCCGCAGGCAAAGAGAAAAUGUGACAAUUCUAGCAGUGUGCCAAAAUACUUGACUAAAGAAUGUCUGUGAAUGUGAUCACAUGUGGAGAAAAAUGAAAUCAUGUACAACCUAUAGUACUAUUGUGUUCUUUGUAUUUAAUAUAUUUCAAUCUAUCAUCUUAUGUGAUUUUUACCAGUGAAUCUUCUCUCACAAUUUUUUCCCUUUGAAGAGCAUUUUUCUAACUCAAAGAACAUCAUGCAUGCCUAUAAAACUACAUGUACUUACAAAAAUUUGAAAACUUUGUAGAAUUGAAGUACAGUUCAUAUUUAAAUACAAUGUAAUACUGAUUUCAUAAUUUUUAAAAAGGAUUUGUAGAAAGAUUACUGGUACAUGUACCAGGUAUAUGAAUUGUGAAAUUAUAUAAACAUGAAGCAAUUUUAAUUCUGAGAUUAAUGCAUCACUGACAUUAUGGAAUAAUACUACAUGUGGUGUGAUAAGAGUUCAUGUCUGUUUUUGAUUUCUCUUCAUGUAAUUAUAAAAUAAGCAAAAAAAUUAUUACAUGUACAUUGUGUAUGUUAUGUUUGUUAUAGAACAUACUGUAAAUGGACUUUUAUACAUACAAUAAAAUGUAUUUUAUGUAAUACACUGUAAAUGUUAUGGAUCAUAAGUUAUUGCAGAUUGCAUUUUAUAUACCCCAGUUUUGUAUUGUGAUAUUUUUAUGUGGCAUGCUCAGUACAUUGAUCUGUAUGAUAUACCAUGAU
Messenger RNA from Saccostrea cuccullata (small rock oyster), 2386 nucleotides. RefSeq names its product cyclic nucleotide-binding domain-containing protein 1-like. The record is from RefSeq and is a predicted model, not a curated record. The coding region runs from base 104 to 1669 and encodes 521 amino acids. The transcript is spliced from 14 exons. Lineage: Eukaryota; Metazoa; Mollusca; Bivalvia; Ostreida; Ostreidae.